CGCGCUCAGCUUUCCCGCCAACGGUACCAUCCGCGCUCCAGUCACGCGUUUCCGCGUUCGACCGAUGUGUAUGUCAACUUCCAUGGGGCACGGAUGUCUCCAGUCUCUUUGCGCCCCCCUGUUUCCCUCUCUCUUCCUUCACGUCUGUUUCGCCGGUUGAAUAUGUACUACUACGAGGACAGUGCGCGAAGAGCCUCGAAUCAAGUGAUCGCGAGUUUCGAACGAUCGUUGUUUCGAUAAACGAUGUAUCCUCUGGGACUAUAAGUGCCAUGUGUGUUUUCGCCGGUUUACAUCGUCGGUUGGCUGGUAGUUCCGUUUGUGAGAAAUGGAUUGUGUGCUGCUGUUUACGAUUAAGCUGGUACUCGAUUGUGAAGCAAAUGUGAUCGUUUGUUAAUGUAACCGUUAUCGUAGCCGGGACCAUUGGUUCGCCGGCACUUGUGGCGUGUCUUCGCACGGUUCUAUCGAGAUUGGGAAACGGUAACAAAUCACGACGAUGUGGAACCAUCUGCGGGUUCUUGGAGGACAGCGCCGUUCAAGAUAUUAUCGAAGGGGUGGCAUCCUUCGCGGUACGUGCGUGGCCGGUCGCGUGUGUGCAUGGAAAAGACAGACGACCGCAAAACCUCGAGGUACGAAGGAGCACUCGGCGGAGCAAGGUGGCUCCGCUAACGGCACGAGCGGCGGUGAAAAAAUGUCGAGCGCCGCGGACAGUCCCGAUGGGAUGGCUUUGCAGUCGCACUACUCCCUACGAUGGAACAAUCAUCAGACCCACAUACUACAGGCGUUCGAGGCGUUGCUGCACGCCGAGAUACUCGUCGACGUGACCCUGGUCUGCGCCGAGACCAGCCUCAGGGCGCACAAGGUUGUCCUUAGUGCCUGCAGUCCGUUCUUCGAGAGAAUAUUCGCGGAACACCCGUGCAAGCACCCGGUGAUCGUGCUGAAGGACUUCCCGGGCCACGAAGUGGCGGCGCUAAUCGACUUCAUGUACCGUGGCGAAGUGAGGGUCGGCCGCGAAGAGCUGCCAGGCCUGAUGCGGGCCGCGGAGAGUUUGCAGGUGAGGGGGCUGGCAUCGUCGGAACCGAGGCCCGCAUCUCCGCCCGAGACGCCGACCGCGGAUCUUCUCCUGGGCGAGCCGUCGACGCCCGAAGGCGCCAGGCACAGCACGCCAGAGGAGGACGACAACGCGUCGGAGAGCACCGCGCCGCCGUCCACAAGAGAACCGAUGGCAACCAGUACACCGACCAUCUUUCACCCGGCCAGGGAUCACCGCGAUAGGUUACCACACAUGAGUCACCUAAACUUCGGGAUGCGUGAGCUGCGCGAGAGUUGCGGCUCGCCUUUGCUACCUCGACGGAAGCAGGCUCGUCCACGAAGGAGAUCAGGUGAGCUGGUACCUCAAGACCUAAGCCGACCACAUCCGCCGGCUAGCCUAAGUCCACCUCCAAGCGGUCUGAACCUAACCGGGAGCCAGCAACAGUUGCAACAGCAGCAACACCAUCAGCAAACGACGAUCCCUCAGAACCAGCAACAACAAGAGGACAUCGCGGAAAACCUAUCGAUGAAGAGAUCCCUGUCGCCGAUCGGCACCGAUCAACAUCAUAUGAAAGCGGAAAGCAGCGAAGCGGCUAGUAGUCCCAGAGGAUCACCGUUAACCGGGACAAGUCUGCUACAUCCAGACGGUUCCCUCCAAGACAUUCCGUCUGCAGCGGCGGCAGCAGCGGCGGCGGCUGCAGCAGGCCUACCGGCGAUGUCGGCGUUGUCGCUGACACCGCCGCACCAUCACAGCGAGUACCUGACGAGUCUAGGCCAACUAGCAGCCCAGUGGUUGCCGAAUCAUCCGCAGAGUCAACUGCCACCGCACCAUCAGGGCCACCAUCCGCGAGAAGGCAGUCCGCACGGGCCGAACAGGACACAUCCAUAUCAGCAGUCCCAACAGCAACAGCAACAACAACAGCAACAACAGGAAUCGCCGCUCACACCGCGGCGCAGCUCCGUUGCGUCGAUGUUCCCGUUGGACGGCGUGGCAUCUUUAGGCGGUGGUUUGUUCCCUCACGCGGGCGCGCUGGAUAGGGGAUCGCUUUUAGCGGAUCUUCACGACAGUUUUAAACCGGAAACGCUACACGGACUGUUCGGCGCAGCGGGUCUAGGCAGUCAUCACCCUGGCAAGAAGCCGAAGAAGCACAGAGGCGACGGCGACGCACCGCGCAGGUGGGGCGAUCACGGUAGCCGGGGUCUACCGGUCGGUAGACCCAAAGGUCAACACAGUGCACCCAGAGGUGGACCGCCUAGGUCAUGGACGAACGCAGAGCUGACCGAAGCGUUGCAGCACGUGUGGAACAAGAAGAUGACGACGUCGCAGGCGAGCAGGAUCUUCGGCAUCCCGUACAACAGCCUUCUGAUGUACGUGAGAGGGAAGUACGGUAAAAGCUUGAAGCUCGAGCAGCUCAGGAGGGAUUGCACGGGUGCGACGACCGGCGACGUCGUGAUGAACUCGUUGAACAACAACGUGAAGACCGUCCAGCCGCCCACGCAGAUCGCGCAUCCGCUGUCCGGGCUGCCGCCACAUCCGGGCGACGACACCGGGUUCCCUCAUCACUCGUUGCUCGGCGGCAACCUGCCGCAGGGUUUCUUUCCGGACUUCGCGGCUGCCGCGUUCCCAGUGCCGGUCAGUAUGGUGCACUUGCUACCGCCGAGCGAGCAAAAGGCCUUCGAACCGGCCGGGAAUCCCGGUGGAGGAGGCGGCGGAGGCGGUGGCGGUGACCUGUCCACCGCGCGGAGCAGUCGGACGCCGUCCCCGGUCGAUCAUCAUCACCAUCAUCAUCACGAGUCGCUGCAGCCGCAACCGCCCCAGUCGGCGCCCGCGCUACUCCAGCAGAACGGUUCGGAUUAGGAAAGGAAGCGUCGGUUUACUCGUGAUCAUAGGCACCGCGCGCGGUAAAUAUUUAUUAUCCUCGUUGAAGGACCACGGACACGUCGGUGUCCGAUCGCGAAACCAACCAUCCCGUUUUACGAUCCCCCGACACGCGGUACACACUCUCACUCGCGCGAUCGCGUGCGAACGAUACACACUCACACACAAACACGCCGACAAACGUACACACACAGACACGGAGACACGAGAUUGCCCCGAUUUUUCCGUGAGAUGAUUGUUCUCUUUUUCACAAGACUGACUAUCACCAAUUACAGCUCCCAGGGUAAAAGUUCGACGGACGUUCCGCUCUGCUCAAAUCCCACGCUUAAGCCGCAGCACUGUCGCCACGUUUCACCUCCACCUUUUCUAUGUUUCUUUUGGCGCCGUUCUUUGCCCGUCUGUCCACCGUUGGCAAAAAUAUCUGACGCGUCGCCCCCUUUGUCCGUCGAUCGCUGAACAACGCCAGACUCCAGUCGAGCGUGCCGGCGAGAGAUUCUCUCUGCCGAGAGCCGGGACCGAGCGUCUCGUCGCGUUUCCCUCGACCCGGUUCUUCGUCUUCUCGGUUAAAAUUAGUGGCCUAUGCCCCCCUUCAUCCAACCACCCACCUGCCCAUCCCACUGCCGGAGAGACAGACAGCACAGGGGGUAAGAAGAAGAAUCAUCGCCGGUGUCUUUUUUGGUGCUCAUUCCCAUCUCUCCUUCCUCCCCUCCUCCACCGUUCAACCGCCCGACCAGUUACCCAUUCACCCCCGUCCGAUCCACGGAUCCCAGUGUAAACGUGUUAAAAGGUGACGGAGAAGCGGCACGCACCGCUCCGUCUAACAAGGACGCAACGAGGCGUUUCGGAGCCGGAGACUUUCGCCGGCGGGCGAGACACACCACUCGUAUCAUCACUAUAAAUAGUUCCUGCUACAAGAGCGAUUAUACCAAAUAGUACUGUAAAACGGCUGACUAAAUACGAUGGAUGCCUGUGUAUGGAACAGCAGUCGCUGGGAAAUGCUCGCAACUCCGGUCUCUUUGGAAUCGCGGACCUCCUCGCCGUGAAAGUGACGCGCGAUAGGGAAAGGGAGAGAGGGAGAGAGAGAGAGAGAGAAAAGAGAGAGAACAAGAGACACGCGCUUUCUACUUCGAACAUCCUCGUGGCGUGUGAUGAUGUGCAUGAGGUAAGAAUCGCAAGACUCGAAACAAUAGCAUUUAAAUAUAUAUACAGACUAUUAAGAUUAACCUGUUCCAAACGCGCGCUCCGAGGCAGCUAGGGCGGCGCGCACCCCUGCUCGACGGGAUUUGUUAACCAACCUUCGACAAUCAUGCAACAGCCGUACAAUUGUUCUUUCUAUAUCACCGACCGACAUCCCCCACGAUUCUCUGUUUACCGUUCAGUGCAAAUCCGUUCACCGUUCUCGACGCCGCCGGAACCGAUGUUGACCGAUCGGAACCGUCCAGCAGGCUGACGAUCCCCCCGGCUGCCUCCGCGGAACGCGUUCAAACGAGCUUCCAAGUUGACUAUUAUUUUAUAGGU
This is a messenger RNA of Nomia melanderi (Alkali bee), 4426 nucleotides long. RefSeq names its product BTB/POZ domain-containing jim lovell protein (gene lov). Gene Ontology annotation, biological process: regulation of transcription by RNA polymerase II. NCBI's taxonomy places the organism in Eukaryota, Metazoa, Arthropoda, Insecta, Hymenoptera, Halictidae. Gene Ontology annotation, cellular component: nucleus. The record is from RefSeq and is a predicted model, not a curated record. Gene Ontology annotation, molecular function: DNA binding; protein binding.